GGACCGCGAUCCGUGCACCCGCCGCUCGUCACCCGUCCGGGCGAACGAUGAGCCGGCGACGGAAAAAUUUAAAAAAGAAAACGAACAAAAGAAAUGGAAAAAAAAUCAACGAACGACGCGCGCGACAGUAUUCGCCGGCAGCACCACGGAGACGCCGCCGCCGUUCGAUCGACGACAAACGCUGGCGCGCGCAUGGACCGCGGCGCGCGCACCGCAAGCCGUUUCGGUCGUCGACCGCCGAGCCGCGCGCCGUAUCCGCCGUAGUCAGUCGACGAACGCAGUCCGCACCGGUACCUGAGCCGCAGCGGUCGUACAACAGCUCUCACCCUUCCACCGAAACACGCGGCCGCACAAUGUUCGUCCGCAACACGUUCCGAUACGCGUUACUCGCAGCAAUCAUGGUAUUUGACCAUUUUUUUAUCACUCCAGUUUAUGCCUUACAAUAUGAUGAACAAAAUAAUUCAAUAAAACGUUCUCCCAUUUCUCCAUUUCAAAAACCAAAACGUUUACCGGACGAAAGCUUCAUAGAUCCCGUCUUGAAUGCAGACGACGAAACUCAGAGAUCGAUCCGAAAAAGUGCUGUACCGUUUAACAAAGCUGACACAACAACAACAACUCAACCGAGUAAUAUAGUUGCAUCUCUUUUUCGACUGAAUGAGGAAGAAGGCAAUACGUGUAUUCUACUGAGGGUAGACGCUGUUAUUGAAGUAAAAUUCAAAACCAAAUUGGGUUCCGAAGACCAAACUGAUCUCUAUGUGCCAGACGAUGCAGACGUAAGUGGAGACUGUAGUAAUGAAGAUGACGCAACCUUAAUACUAAAAUGGAAGAAUUUUGUAUUUACUUGGUAUUUUACAAAGACGCUCGGAGGAGAAAGAUGGUUCGUAAAGGCAUUGGAACUCGAGAUCAACACAGCUGAUAAACAUUUCGACCAUAUCAAAACCAAAGACAAAAUCGUACGCCUAUCAACAACGUCCAGUUAUGGUACACUGUUGUUCAUGACGCCUGUCGGACAGUCAUACUCGUGUCAGAAAGAAAUUAGCGUUGUGUUGAGUGAUCAAAACGUGCCUACGAUGAAGGGAUAUGUGCUGCUCAGAGCGUUCACAGUGCAACCGUUCAUAUUCAAAAACAACGAAUUCGGACCAGCUUACCAGUGUUCGUCGAUUGGCGCCGGAGCCAUGCGGAACGAGACUGUGCCGUUCAUAUUCGGCAUCACACUGGCAGCGGUGGCCAUACUCACGGUCGGCGGGUACGCGGUGUUCAGACAUUUCAAAAUCAAGAAAGUCCAGUACGAUACAAUGGAAUAAAUAACUCACGGCAUAGGGGAGUCGUAGACGUGCUAAACUACUGGGUUUCUGUUUUCAUUAUUAUCAUUAUUAUUAAUCGUUUCUCAACCACACUUAUUUGAUCAAUAACGGCAAUAAUCAUCAAGACGAAAUUAUGAUUUUACAUAAAACACAUACAACAUAUUACAUAUAUAUACAUACUCGUACAUAUAUAUACAUAUAU
This is a messenger RNA of Sipha flava (yellow sugarcane aphid), 1506 nucleotides long. RefSeq lists its product as uncharacterized. The record is from RefSeq and is a predicted model, not a curated record. NCBI's taxonomy places the organism in Eukaryota, Metazoa, Arthropoda, Insecta, Hemiptera, Aphididae. Gene Ontology annotation, cellular component: membrane.